Messenger RNA from Penicillium daleae, 534 nucleotides. RefSeq lists its product as uncharacterized. The coding region runs from base 1 to 534 and encodes 177 amino acids. NCBI's taxonomy places the organism in Eukaryota, Fungi, Ascomycota, Eurotiomycetes, Eurotiales, Aspergillaceae. The record is from RefSeq and is a predicted model, not a curated record. The transcript has a single exon.
AUGCCGACGCUGAUGCUGAUGCUGAUGCUGAUCAGGGGGAUGAUGAUGACACUGGAAGGAGAUGAGGGGAAACCAGUCAGUUCAGUCAAUUCAGUCCGGGCAGAAGCUUCUGGAGGGCGGAGACGGCAACCGACGAGCAGCAGCAAUAAUCACACUUCUCUAGCGGCUGAUCAAGACCCCCGGAAGGAAUCCACCCGGUGGGUUCGGAUGCUGCGAUCUGAUUGCAAACUCACAACAGACUCCCGAGAAGGUUCAGACUUGGGUUCCUGUGACCCCCUGAACCGAGAACUCGCAGAGGAGAAGAGACCGGGAUGGUUGGAGGUUGGAGAGGAGCGUGUGGAAAGGGAAGAGGCUGAAGAAGCGAAAGAAAAGACUCACAAUCAGGUGAGACCCGAGCUGGUGUCCGGGACACUUGUACUGGCCGUUUCAGUUUUGGGCUCCGCUGCGAUUGAGUCCGGUCGAGCAGACUGGAGCGAGUCAGAUCGGGCGAUGUGGAGCUGUGGGAGACCACCGAAAAAGGACCUGCUCAGGUAG